Molecule: messenger RNA, 693 nt
Organism: Caenorhabditis remanei
Lineage: Eukaryota; Metazoa; Nematoda; Chromadorea; Rhabditida; Rhabditidae
Exons: 4
Coding region: 1-693 (230 amino acids)
Source: RefSeq, a predicted model, not a curated record
AUGGAAAACGUUGGAGGAUGCGGAGAUGUUGGUCCACGGCGGAGUUCAAGAAAGCGCAUAAUAAAGAAAGAUGUAGACUUUCAUUAUGAGUGCGAUUUCAAUACCGCUAUGUAUCAAUCAACCUCAUCUCUCUCCCAACCAGCUCCGCAAACGAAGAGAGUGAGAACUGCGAGACCAUCAUACCGUAUGCCUACAGUUGUCGUUAAAGAACAGGCUGGAAUCGGCGAAGAAGUGGAAAGCAACUACGAGGCUUCGAAUUUUCAACCGAAUUAUCAACAGAAUUAUCAACCGAAUUCUCAACCAAAUUAUCAAUCGAACUAUCGAUCGAAUUAUCAAUCGAAUUGUCAAACGCGUUAUACGGGGGAGCCGGAUACUCUAUUGGUUGAUCCAGUGAAUCGUCAAUCAUUGUUGGAUAGUCUUGUGAGACUCGAACAACCGGAUAUAAUCAAUAUGAACACAUCUGACAUUUUAGAUAUUCAUUGCGAGAACUUGAAACGUCGAUUUGAAACCAUCACUUGCGCUUAUCUCAAAGAUUGGAGUGUUCCUCGCGCUAUUCAACUCUCCGCAGUUCCAUCACGCUUUGUAGGUAUUAACCAAAUCAAUCAACUCAACCAUUUGCCUGAAUCUGAUGAACUCGUUGUAAAAGAUGUCGUCGAAAAAAUGCUCAACGCCGUCACUCCCAUCGACAAUUGA